This is a messenger RNA of Magallana angulata, 1047 nucleotides long. RefSeq lists its product as uncharacterized. Lineage: Eukaryota; Metazoa; Mollusca; Bivalvia; Ostreida; Ostreidae. The transcript has 4 exons. Bases 57 to 893 code for a protein of 278 amino acids. The record is from RefSeq and is a predicted model, not a curated record.
AUAAACCUAGUCAGAAAAGAGGCUUGAUAAUUUAAUGUUCUUUUCUAACUUUAAUUAUGGUUUACCUAAACAUUAGAAGGAAUACAUAUAUUGAUUCUUUGUUGUGGUUUUUAUUCAUUGUUUUGACUACAGAGGGAUGUUUAGGUUAUACAGUAUACUGUGAGGUAGGAGCAGGAGUCUGCCUUGAUUUUUUCAAAAACAACUCUUUUGGCACCUACGCAAUCAGAGUUCGAGAUUUGCCUUUCUGUUUAUCGUUUGAUGGACAAUCGACUUAUAUCUUUUCAAAUAACUUUGGAAAUGAAUCAUCAUUUAACUGUAGCGUUUCUAAAACAAUAAUGUCAGUGUGCAUUGGAAAUUUUCAAUCAAAAGAUGCUGGGAUAUAUUCUUUACAUGACGGUCUGACACCUAGCAGUAAUCUUCUGAAAAGCAUUAGAGUGGUUAAAGCAAGUCAACAAUUCAACAUGACGGGAUCCUCAGAGUUUGCUUCCUUGAGACAAGCUUAUACAUGGACUUGUAGCAUGUUUGUACCGCCUGAACAAACGGUCAAAGCGGUUAAGUUCUACAGAAACAAUAUUUUAUGUGGUUUAAUCGGAUAUCUCAAUAAUGACUGUGUUAAUCAGAGUGCAAACCCUAGAUACACAUACGCAUGUCUGUCAGAUUAUGUGUACACUCUGACUAUACCAGCAGAAAACAUGACAGAAUAUGAACAGGGGUCGUUGUGGAGAUGUGAAUAUGUGGUUAAUUCUAGUUACAGAAGUUCUGACGUCAUCAUCAAAAUAGCAAGCCCACCCACAGUGCAUAUGCUAUCUCAGCAAGACAUAUUAGAAGAAAGAAACUUGUCUAUCACCUGUAAGGCCACCCCUGGAAAUCCUAGCUCGACAACAUUUUACUGAACCAAGGUAGACAACCCAGGAUUCAGACAUAAUGGUUCCACUCUACAUCUACCUAACAUACAGCGAACUAGUUCUGGUACCUACAGAUGUAUAGCAGAGAACAACUACAAUAAUGAAGAGAAGGGAACAGACAGUCAGUCCAUGGACGUCAAUG